Caenorhabditis angaria is the source of this 4092-nucleotide messenger RNA. NCBI's taxonomy places the organism in Eukaryota, Metazoa, Nematoda, Chromadorea, Rhabditida, Rhabditidae. The record is from the annotation of a GenBank genome assembly.
AUGCCAAACAAUGUUGAGACAUUGAAAAUUCUCGGCUCUCUGUAUGCUCAUGUUCAAAUUUCUGAUCCAACACUUUUGAAUGAGGCAAGACAAAAAGGUCGAGAUAUUCUACAAAAAUAUUUGAAAAUUGUGCCCGGUGAUAUUGAAGUAUUGAUUGAUUUGGCACAAUUGUUGGAACACUGUGAACCGAAAAAAUCACUCGAAAUGUAUGAAAUGGCGAUUGAGUUGUUGGAAACAAUGGAAAAUAUCGGACCACAGCCAGAAAUGUUGAAUAAUGUUGGAGCAUUGCAUAUGCAAAUGGGAGAUUAUCAAAAAGCGAAACAGUGUUUUGAACAAGCCAGAAAUCGAUUGACUGUGAGUUUUUUGAUGUUGUCAAAAUUUUUAUAUCAAAAAAUCUCGCGAAAUGUAAAUUGUUCAAAAUUAAAAAAAUGUUUUCAUGAAACCCUGCGAACCAAAAUUCGAAUUUUCCCAGGAAAUGAUUGAAACUCAAGAACGUGACGAAGCCGAAAGACCACAAUUGUUAACAAUUCGCUAUAAUUUGGCAAGAUGUCUCGAAUAUUUGUGCGAAAGUUUGGAAGCUGAACAAAUGUAUAAGGAGAUUUUACAUGAAUGUCCAAAUUAUACCGAUUGUGAGUUUUUUUAUGAGGGAAGGAUUUGAGAUCAAAAAAUGAGAAAAGUGUUGCAGGCUAUAUGAGAUUGGGAUGUUUGACAAGAGAUCGUGGACAAAUCUACGAAUCGUCGGUUUGGUUCAAAAAUGCUUUACAAUACGAUCAAGCUUCGGCUGACGCGUGGACUUUGAUUGGAAAUUUGCACAUGUCGAAAAAUGAAUGGCAACCGGCACAAAAGAAAUUCGAGCAUAUUUUGACAAAAGCCGGACCAAAAACAUCGGAUGCUUAUUCAUUGAUUGCAUUGGGAAAUGUUUGGUUGGAACAAUUGAUGAAUCCAGGAAGGAAGAAGGAGGAUGUAGGUUUUUUAUUCAAAUAUUUUAAUUACCAUCACUUAUUUUGCUCAGACUCCAAUUUUAACCAUAAAAAUAUUCUUAAUUUUCACACAAUCCUCAUAUUUUUUAGGAAAAGAAAUAUAUGGAUCGAGCACUUCAAAUGUAUCAAAAAGCCCUCAAAAUACAACCAAAAAAUAUGUUGGCAGCAAAUGGAAUCGGAUGUGUUUUAGCAUUCAAAAAAGCAUUUAUGGAUGCACGAGAUGUUUUUUCGCAAGUUCGAGAAGCAACCAGUGAAUAUUUCGAUGUUUGGAUAAAUAUUGCUCAUGUUUAUAUGGAAAAAGAGCAAUAUAUGGCUGCUGUACAAAUGUAUUUUUCAGCAAUGAAAAAAUUCAAACAUGAAAAUGAUCCGAAUAUUUUGCAUUAUUUAGCGAAAGCUUAUUAUAAAGCAGGAAUGUUGACGGAAUCGAAAGAACAAUUGGAAAAAGCAUUGUUGGAAGCGAAUGAUAAUGUGCAGAUAAAAUUCAAUUAUGCUGUGGUUUUGAAAAGAAGCGCCAAAAAUAUAUUUAAAUCGGUGACGAAGAUAACAUCUGAAAUGGUCAAAAAUGCGAUGGAUAAUUUGAAAUGUUCGGAAAGAAUAUUUGUGUUUAUUUCGAAAAAUGAGGAUUUGAGUUUGCCGGGAGCGAAAUUGUUGUCGCGGACGAUUUGUCGAGAAGAAGCGCAGAAUUGUCGAGAUUUGUUGGCGCAGGCGAAGGUGAAAUUGGAAACUGCAUUGAUGAAUGAUGAAGAUGAUCGAAAAUUGAAAGAGAAACAAGAAAAAGAAAAAGAGGAAUUGAGAAAGAAAUAUGCGGAAGAGGUUGGAGAUUUUGGGAAAUUUUGAAAUUUUUGUAUUCUAAUUUUUUUUCUUGAAAAUUCUUUAGUUUUAAAGCGAAAAUUUCACAUAUUAUUAUGAAAAAAUCAAAUUUUCUAGGUUUUUUUUCGAUUUCCAACCUAAAAUUGAAUUGAUUUGCAGAUUGCUCGAAAAGAAGAAGAAGAACGAAAGAAAAUCGAAGCGGCCAAAGCACUUCGAUCAACUUUCGUCGAAAUGACCAAAGAUAUUCUGAAAUUACCCGAAGUCGUUGAAGACAAAAAACGAACUGGAGGUGGAAGAGGACGAAGAAAAGGCGGAGAUGAUGGAGAUGAAUUUGUUAAUGAUAGUUCGGAUAAUGGAAAUUGGAAAUCAGGAGAUGAAGAAGGUGGAGAGAAUCGAGAAAGACGAAAGAAGGAUAAGAAAUCAAGAAAGCGACGAGAAAAAGAUGGAGGAGGAUCGGAUAAUGACAGAAAACAAGAUCGCAAGAAAAAACGAAAAGAAGAUCGGGAAAGGAAAAUGCAGGAAAAGCUGUCGGCAAAACAAUCGGCAAAAAGUUGGUUUUUAGUGGGGUUUUUGAGGGGAAAAAUUUGAAUUUUGUCGAGUUGUUCAAAAAGUUUAACUUUUUCUAUGAAACUUGAUAAUUUCCUGAUUAUUGUAUCUCAAAACGUUUGAGUUAUGAAAACAUUUAAAUUAUUUUUUUGAAAGAUUUUCUAGAAUUUUUAUCAAUUCUUUCAUAUCAAAAACCAUAACAUUUUUUCAGUCAAAUCUCGUGCAUUUUUAUCGUCUUCCGAAUCUUCUGAUGAUGAUGAUAAAAAAGGUGGAAAUUUGGAUGAAGAUAGCGAUAAUGAAGCACCAAGGAAUAGAGUUGAUGAAUUUGGUGAGUUUUUUAAAGACAUUUUUCUUCUGAAAGUUCGAUUUUCAAUGAAAUCUUCAGUUUUUGAACAUUUGAGUUUCAGGAUUUUUCAGAAGUUCAUCAAACUUUUCCUCACUCGGGAAAGUUUUUGAACAUAAACCCCUUUGAAAAUUCAACCCAAAAUCUCAAAUUCUGGCACCUAAACUUCCGGUGGUUUUCCCUUCAAAAUCACAUUUUUUUCGAAAACCCUGAAAAAAUACGUUGCAAAAAAUUGGCUUCAAUAAAUUUAAAAAUUUUUAAACAGUAUGUUCUUCAGAAUUGUAUCUUAAAGGGGUUGUCUUUCCACAAGGCAAGAUAUGCUAAAUCGCUUGGGCUAAGGUGCUUCUUGAACGUUCCGUGUUCAGAAAAUUUUCUUGGUGCGCAAAUACUGAUCUUUUGGUGAAAAACACAAGCCGCUAAAACCUUAAAACUAGGAAAGAAAGUGCGCUCUAUCGCACACAUUAUUUAUUUGUGUGUACUUCUCUCGGAGUUCACACCCAAACAUUUAUUAAGUCGUUUGGUGUGUUCCAAGUCAAUUUAAUGGCAGUUUAUAGUUAGUUGAAAAUAGUGACGCACAAUUGCAGACUUGCUUUCUCGCGUAGAAAGACAACCCCUUUAAUAUAACAAAAUUUUCCCCGCAAAAAUUCUGGAUUACUGUAAGUAUAUAACUUUUUGGUGAAAGUGAACGUUUAACUUUUGUCAGAUUUAAAAUCGAGUUUUCUAUUUAAAUAAAAUUUUGUUAACGAUCGUCAUGCUCUUUGAAAACUCGAAAAAAUUUGAGAUUCGAAUCUGUUUUUCUUCUUGAAAAAUGCAAAAUAAUUUGCAGAAAGUCCUCCACCUCCAAUAAUUGGAAGCAGUGACAGUGAUAGCAGUGAUGAAGAAGAAAAAAAGACGAAGAAAAAACGAAGAAAGACUGUGAUGGAUUCGGAUAAUUCAUCAGCUGGAAGUGAAAAUGAAGAAGAAGGAGAUGCACCGAUUAUUGGAGCAUCUGAUGAUGAUGGUUUGUUUUUUCGGAGACUUCGGAGGGGAAUUUAUUUUGGGGAAAUUCAGAAACUUUGAAGAAUGCUUUCAGUUGUCAAUUGGUUUUAAUUUAAAUUAUAGUAAAUCACCUUAAAAGCUUCCGAAUUUCAAAAAUAAUUUUUCAGACGACGAAGGACCGAGUAAUAAAAAGUCGAGCGACGAAGAUGUGCCUAGUAAACGAAAGAAGAAAAAGAUGGUGAGAAUUGUUGUAGGAAAAUUUGAUUCAAAAGUUUUUUAUUCUGAAAAAAUUAUAUCUAAUUAUUUUAUUCGAAAAUCUCAUCCAAAUCAUUGUAACUGGAUCAGUAAUCUAUAAAAUGUUUCCAAAAAAAUUACCCAACAAUUUAUUUUUUGCAGCUCUCAAGCGGUGAAUCGGACAGCGACGAAAGUGACUGA